AUGUCAGUUGCAGAGUAUGAGGGUAAAUUUCAUGCCUUGGCUAGGCAUGCUUCGAUGAUACUUCCCACAGAGGCUGAGAGAGUUGCUGCUUCUGGUGUUCCAUUCCAAAAAGUGGUAGAUGCUGCUAAGGAGUUGGAGAUGAUUCGGCGUGAGGGAUUUGAGCAGCGAGAGGGCAAGAGGACUCGUUAUUCAGGUGAUUAUGGUGGUGCUCCGCCUAGGAGUCGGGGUUACUUAGGCAGAGGUUAUCACCCUCAGUCCAGCAGACCCAUUCAUGCUGCUAUACCAGCGUCUGAGGCUGGUUACGCUGGGCAUAACUCUUCGAGCUCGGUACAUACUUCGCAAGGCUCACCUUCUAGACCUGUAGUUCGUGGAGGGCAUUCUGGUCAUUCAGGUUCCUCUUAUCAGCCUGCGUCUCGUAGGGGUUGCUUGGAGUGUGGUGAUAUGGGACACUUUGUGAGAGACUGCCCUAGAACCAGACGUGGUGGCUUACAUCAGGGUUCUCAGGCUUCGACUUCAAGGGCUGCACAACCUCCAGCUAGGGGUGGUGCACAGAAUGGUAGAGGUGGUUCUCAUUCAGGUAGUGGUGGUUCUCCUUCUGGUCGAGGUGGUGGUCGUGGAGGUUCACAAUCUGAUGGAGGUCGUUCUCACUGUUAUGCUUUUCCAGGUAGGCCAGAGGCUGAAGCCUCAGAUGCUGUUAUCACAGAUUCGAUUCCGAGUAGAAGCACAUCUCGUGGAGCAAUUUGAGUCCGAGCAUGGAGUUGUGGUGAGCUGCUUGGCUGUUCCGUGG
Messenger RNA from Solanum pennellii, 787 nucleotides. RefSeq names its product loricrin-like. Bases 1 to 744 code for a protein of 247 amino acids. The record is from RefSeq and is a predicted model, not a curated record. The transcript has 3 exons. NCBI's taxonomy places the organism in Eukaryota, Viridiplantae, Streptophyta, Magnoliopsida, Solanales, Solanaceae. Gene Ontology annotation, molecular function: zinc ion binding; nucleic acid binding.